Molecule: messenger RNA, 842 nt
Organism: Sitophilus oryzae (rice weevil)
Lineage: Eukaryota; Metazoa; Arthropoda; Insecta; Coleoptera; Curculionidae
Gene: Prosbeta1
Product: proteasome subunit beta type-6
Exons: 6
Coding region: 115-762 (215 amino acids)
Cellular component (GO): proteasome core complex
Molecular function (GO): threonine-type endopeptidase activity
Source: RefSeq, a predicted model, not a curated record
UUGACAUUUUCUGUUGCUAACUAACCUCUUAUUCCAUUACAAGCGGAAUUUUUGUUUGUAAAAAAAGUGUUUCUCCAUUUCCUAGUAAACAUUUUUAUUUAGAAACUACUUAACAUGGAAGGCCCAAAUGACUGGAUGGAUGCACCACACAGUACGGGGACCUCUAUUAUGGCAGCAGAAUUUGAUAAUGGUGUUAUAAUUGGAGCAGAUUCCAGAAGUACCACCGGAGCUUAUAUAGCAAAUCGUGUUGCUGAUAAACUGACUAGAAUUACUGAUCGAAUUUAUUGUUGUCGAUCUGGUUCAGCAGCUGAUACACAAGCGAUAGCUGAUAUUGUCUCUUACCAUUUAGAGUUUCAUGGAAUGGAGUUAGGUGGAGACCCUCUUGUAGAAAUUGGAGCUAAUGUCUUUAAAGAAUUAUGCUACAACUAUCGUGACUCUUUAAUGGCUGGAAUUUUAGUAGCUGGAUGGGAUAAGAAAAAAGGUGGUCAGAUUUACUCAAUACCAAUAGGUGGAAUGUGUGUUAGACAACCAGUGUCCAUAGGUGGAUCUGGUUCAAGUUAUGUAUAUGGUUAUGUGGAUGCCAAUUUUAAACCAAAUAUGACACAAGAAGAAUGUGUCAAAUUUGUUACUAACACACUGGCUUUGGCAAUGUCACGCGACGGAUCUUCAGGAGGAGUGGUUCGAUUGGGCAUUAUUACUGAGAAAGGAAUCGAGCGCCGAGUGGUUUUGGGAAACGAACUGCCCAAAUUUUACGAAAAUUAAGUUUUAUAUUAUUUGUAAUCUAAGUUCUUAAAUAAAGAUCAUUUUGGUAUGCUUGAUUUACGUAUGCUAAACAAAUUCAA